CUGAACGCAGCGCGUACUUCCUCCAAAAUGGCGGCUCCGGAGUUGUGUGGUUUCUUCUUGGAGAAAAAGAAACGGUUCUGUAAAAUGAUGGUGAGCCGAGGAAGAAGGUUCUGUGGAGAACAUGCGACCAUGGAGGAAGGAAACAGCAGCAGGAGAAUAGUGUGUCCUCUUGACCCCAAGCACACUGUGAGUGAAGACAAACUGGACAAACACCUGAAGAAGUGUAACUCCAGAGAGAAAGAGAAACCCGUUUAUUAUGUGGAGAACAUAAACGCUGGAUCCGCCGAUGGAGACGAGUGUCAGCAGCAGGUGAGUCUGAGUGAGCUGAGCCGGACGGAGUUACGCUCUCUGCUGGACAAACUGAGGACUGCAGUCACAGAUCUGCAGUGUAACGUGGAGGACAGCGUAAUGUCUCAUCCUGCCCUCCAGGGGGAGCUUAAUAACCCAAAGAAUGGAGACUCAGCCCAUAAACACCUGAAACAGCAGUCUUCUAUUCUAGGUCACCUAGAGGAGCUGGGGCUGCUGGGAGGGGGGCGAUGCUAUGUGGAGUUUGGCGCAGGUCGAGGGAAACUGUCUCACUGGAUCCACGAAGCCCUGAAGACCUGCAAGGACCUGCAGCUGCUGCUGGUGGAGCGCUGUAGCACCCGCUUCAAGGUGGACGGGAAACAUCAGGAUGUUGGAGUUAAGUUUGAGAGGCUGCAGGUUGACAUUCAACAUCUGGAUUUAAGUAAAGUUCCUCUGCUCCGGAAGAAACAUCUCCCAUUAGUCGGAGUCGGCAAACACCUGUGUGGAGCAGCGACAGAUCUGGCUCUGCGCUGUUUGCUGGAAACACCAGGACUGAGAGAGGAGACUGAACCACCACCAAAACGCCUCAGAACCUCAGAACCAGCUGCUGGUCCAGACACAGGUUCUGUCUUGAAUGAUACAGGACUAGUUUCUGAUCCUGGUCCUGCAUCUGGUGCUGUCCUUGGCCUGGCAGUGGCGCUGUGCUGUCACCAUCGCUGUGAGUGGCGCCACUACGUGGGUCAGCAGUUCUUCUUGCAACAAGGACUCGGAGCUUCAGAGUUCUCCGCUUUCUGUCGAAUUUCCAGCUGGGCCACAUGUGGACUCAGACCGACCAAUCAGGAUGCAACCAGGCCGGGAGGAGACGAGGAGGAGCACGAAGCCGCAGAGGAGACAGAUGCUGUGAACGGGUUUUUGUCGGCAGCUGAACGGGAGCAGGUCGGUCGACUCUGUAAACUUCUUAUCGACAGCGGCAGAGUUCACUUCCUCACGACUAAAGGAUUCGACAGCAAACUGAGUCGCUACGCCGACGCUCAGGUGACCCUGGAGAACGUCCUGCUGACCGCCGUGCCCUCACCGCGACCUCUGUCCUGAGGUCAGGUUCAGGGAUUGAGUUCAAUUUCCAGUUUUAAAUUUCCAGUCAUAUAAAAUAAAGAUCAAGACUUUUUAAAAUGUCA
Molecule: messenger RNA, 1460 nt
Organism: Platichthys flesus (European flounder)
Lineage: Eukaryota; Metazoa; Chordata; Actinopteri; Pleuronectiformes; Pleuronectidae
Gene: trmt13
Product: tRNA methyltransferase 13 homolog
Exons: 11
Coding region: 28-1377 (449 amino acids)
Biological process (GO): tRNA methylation
Source: RefSeq, a predicted model, not a curated record